Molecule: messenger RNA, 2359 nt
Organism: Volvox carteri f. nagariensis
Lineage: Eukaryota; Viridiplantae; Chlorophyta; Chlorophyceae; Chlamydomonadales; Volvocaceae
Exons: 11
Coding region: 1-2313 (770 amino acids)
Biological process (GO): regulation of proteasomal ubiquitin-dependent protein catabolic process; response to endoplasmic reticulum stress; protein K69-linked ufmylation
Cellular component (GO): endoplasmic reticulum membrane
Molecular function (GO): UFM1 ligase activity
Source: RefSeq, a predicted model, not a curated record
AUGGAAGCUGCUUUAGGGCUAGAUCUUAGUUCUCUUCUAACGCAGCUAGCUGCCACGCAACAGGCCUUGUCUGCAGCAAAGCUUUCAGAGAGAAAUGUUGUGGAACUUAUCAAUAAGCUGCGGCAAUUGGGCAUUCUUUCUGAAGGGGAAUUACUUCAUACAUUAAACGGCAAGGAGUACCUGACGGUCGAAUGCCUGCGCAGCGAGAUACAGAAUGCGUUGCGCCAGGCAGGUGGUCGCCUGUCGCUCGUGGAGCUGCCGACUAUUGUCGGCGUGGAUUAUGUUCACUGCGAACGACAGGCCUCCGUAAUAGUUUCGGAAAGCGGUGGCACGGUGAUGGAGGUCCAGGGGGAACUGAUCACGACACAGUACUUCGACGCUAUCGCAGCAGAGAUUAACGACCAGCUGCAUGAGGCAGGUCAACUUAAUAUUGGAGAGUUGGCGGCGCAGUACGGGCUGGCCACGGAAAUGGUGCUGAACAUGGUGUCGAUGCGGUUGGGUUCAACAAUUACCGGGCGUCUGGAGGGCGGCCUGCUGUACACACAGUCAUACCUGCGUGCCAUUAAGGCACAGCUGCGCGGCGCUCUGAGGGCGGCAGCAUCGCCUGCGCUGGUGCUCAACCUGAUGCGCGACGCAGGCUUGGGCGCCACCGGUGACGCGGCGUCCGCAGGAGGCGGCGGCGGGGGGGCCGGCCUGGCCGCAGCGCUCGCCAGCAGCGGGGGCGGCGGCGUCAUUGCCACGCUUAUUGAGGAGCUGGUGCAGGAAGGCGCUCUCCGCGGCGCCCUGAAAGGUGGCGGCACCAGUUGGGCACCUGCUGUGUACGGCGAGGUACAGCAGGAUGCAGUGGCAAGUUUCUACAGCCAAAAUGGAUGGGUUGCGUACGACACAGUGCGCCGUAAAUUCACCCCCAUACUCAUCCGUGAUGUCCCCGAACCCUCCUAUGCGCCUAGCCUGGGAAUUUCCAACGAGCGGUCCUACUUGCGUGGCACCUUUCCCGACGGCCUUCCCCUGGAGUCGGCCUUCGUGUCGCCUUCCCUGCUGGCGGCGCUGGAGGCAGCGGUGGAGGACGUGGCGGCAGCGGCCAGCACUGGCUCUGGCGUCGGUAGCGGCGGCGGCGGAUGGGUGGAUGUGGCGCCGCUGCUGCCUAGCGUGCUGAGUGAGGCUGACGUGGCAGCGCUGCUGGGGCGGAUUCCUUUGCUCCGAGACCAGGAGCGACGACCGGCCAAGGAGCGGAAGGUGCACGUGGAAAAAGCAGAUGCGGAUGCACGCACGGCUGCUCAUAAGGCCCUGCAGGAGCGCAAGGCCAGCAGCGGUGCCGCCGGGACGGCCGGUGCCGGCGGCGGCGGCAGCGGCGCGGGUGCGGCGGCAUUACCCGACUGGUUUCCGGAAAUGGACUGGGGGGGCGUUGACGACGGCAAAGCGGAGGCGGUGGCGCAGCUGCUCCUUCCCGGCGCUGUUGCGGCGUACGAGGAGGCCCUCCAGGCUGCCUUCACCGCGGGUGCUGAGGAGCGUCGUCGCGCAAAGGAGUCCCUUGCACGUCAGUUCGAGGAAAGCUGCACUCGGUUGCUUCUGUACGGUGCGGGCGUGGAGACCUAUGCAGAUGACGAGGCGACCUAUACCGCGCUUCAGCGACAUGCCCUUCGAACGACAGGUGCGGAGUGUGUGGACCUGCUGUACCGCUGGGCCCGAGUGGAGCACCCGCCAGAGGGGGCGGAGCAGAGCGCAGCGGCAGGGGGCCCGGCUUCGGUGUCUGGCAAUGGUCCCGGCUUCCUGACGGCUGCGGAGGUGAAGCAGGUGCUGCGGUCGGUUCCUCCAGAUGUGGCCGAAGGCCUUGCGGCGGCUGCAGACGCUCCAGGGGCAGCCACGGUGCGAGAUGCGGAGGUGCUUCUGGAUCGGGCGGCGGCGGCUGUGGGCGUGAGGGCUAAAAAGCUGGACAAGAAAGGCGAGAAGGCCGCGCUGGCGGCUCUGCGCGAGCGGUUGCUGUCCUCCCUGGCUUCCGAGGUGGACCCACCUGCUGCCCUGACUCUCAUGGUGCCCCUAGCCAACAUGCGGAUCAUGGGCAAGGCCGUUACACUGCCCGGCAAGGCUCUCGGGCAGGUGCUGUCCCGACUCCAGCAGGCGGCGGAGGAGGGCUCGGAGCUGGCAGCGCUGGUACGGGGACUAGGGGAGCUGCAUGAAGGCGUCGUGGAGUACCUCAAGGCGCAGUCUGGGGGUUCCGCCGCGGCGACUACCACGGGGGCGAUGCUGGAGCGGCUGUCUGCGAUGUUGCCGCAACUCAAGGCGGGGCUGGGGCUGCAAGAGCAGCACCAGUAGCUGUAUUCAGCUGCUGCAGUAGCUGUAACUGGCCAGGGAACAGCUU